This is a messenger RNA of Euleptes europaea (tarantolino), 1143 nucleotides long. RefSeq names its product calcium/calmodulin dependent protein kinase I (gene CAMK1). Gene Ontology annotation, cellular component: intracellular anatomical structure. Gene Ontology annotation, biological process: peptidyl-serine phosphorylation. Gene Ontology annotation, molecular function: ATP binding; calcium/calmodulin-dependent protein kinase activity; calmodulin binding. The record is from RefSeq and is a predicted model, not a curated record. The transcript is spliced from 11 exons. Lineage: Eukaryota; Metazoa; Chordata; Lepidosauria; Squamata; Sphaerodactylidae. The coding region runs from base 79 to 1143 and encodes 354 amino acids.
UGAGUUUGCCUCAUCUUCCUGUCCCUCCGCUCCUGGCCAGCUGGAGAUUGGGCCAUCCGAUUCAGCCAGGGAAGAACCAUGCCUUUGGAGGAAGAUGAACCCAGCUGGAAGAAACGAGCCGAAGAUAUCCGGGAGAUCUAUGAGUUCCGGGAGGUGCUGGGAACCGGCGCCUUCUCUGAAGUGGUGUUAGCCGAAGAGAAGUCCACCCAGAAGCUGGUAGCCAUCAAGUGCAUUGGCAAGAAGGUGCUGGAGGGGAAGGAGACCAGCAUCGAGAAUGAGAUUGUGGUGCUUCACAAGAUCAAGCACCCCAAUAUUGUGGCUUUGGAUGAUAUUUACGAGAGCGAUGGGCAUCUCUACCUCAUCAUGCAGCUGGUCUCAGGCGGGGAACUCUUUGACAGGAUUGUGGAGAAGGGGUUUUACACAGAGCGGGAUGCCAGCAAGCUCAUCCGACAGAUCCUCGAUGCUGUCAAAUAUCUGCAUGACAUGGGCAUUGUGCACCGGGACCUUAAGCCUGAGAACCUGCUCUACUACAGUCUGCAUGAAGACUCUAAAAUCAUGAUCAGUGACUUCGGGCUGUCCAAGAUCGAAGGCUCUGGCAGCGUCAUGGCCACAGCGUGUGGGACUCCCGGCUACGUGGCGCCUGAAGUGUUGGCGCAGAAGCCUUACAGCAAGGCCGUCGAUUGCUGGUCUAUUGGAGUCAUCGCCUACAUCUUACUAUGUGGCUACCCCCCUUUCUAUGACGAGAACGACACCAAGCUCUUUGAGCAAAUCCUGAAGGCCGAGUACGAAUUUGACUCUCCCUACUGGGAUGACAUAUCUGAAUCAGCCAAAGAUUUCAUCCGGCAUUUAAUGGAAAAGGAACCCACGAAGCGCUUCACCUGUGAGCAGGCCCUACAACAUCCGUGGAUUGCUGGAGACACAGCGUUGGACAAGAACAUCCAUCAAUCAGUUAGUGAGCAGAUCAAAAAGAAUUUUGCCAAGAGCAAGUGGAAGCAAGCCUUCAAUGCGACCGCUGUGGUGAGGCAUAUGAGGAGGCUACAGCUUGGAACCAGUCAAGAUGGACCUGGGCAAGCCAUGCAGGAGAGCAACGGUUCCAGUAGCAGCGAGGAGUCCUUGGGCUCUCAACGUCAACCUGAAGCCUGA